This is a messenger RNA of Pichia membranifaciens NRRL Y-2026, 468 nucleotides long. RefSeq lists its product as hypothetical. The record is from RefSeq and is a predicted model, not a curated record. The transcript has a single exon. Gene Ontology annotation, molecular function: carbon-nitrogen ligase activity, with glutamine as amido-N-donor. NCBI's taxonomy places the organism in Eukaryota, Fungi, Ascomycota, Pichiomycetes, Pichiales, Pichiaceae. The annotation marks the transcript as partial. Gene Ontology annotation, cellular component: mitochondrion.
UCCGCUGGUCCUGUCUACGAUGGCUUCUUGGGCUCUCUACGUGCUGACUUGAAAACAUGCAUCCGUACCAAAGCACCUGCGUUGGAGAAGACGACUGUGAGAGGCAUACUCAGCGAGAUGAAGAACCUCGAAAUCGAAAACCACGGCUCCGUCGUGGACGAAUUCAAGAUCUACGACCACUUGAACAAGCUCGUGAAGCAGAGAAAGGAGACUGCCAGCGAGUACCUCAAGCCUGACCAGCCAGAACGUUUCAAGGAGCUAGCACAGAAGGAGCUCGACGAGGCGAAGAUCAUUAACAAGUAUCUAACGGCCUUACCUGUGGCUUCCGAGGAUGAGAUUGUCGCCAAGCUCACUGAGUUGAUGAAGACAGAGAACAUCACCGACAAGCGGAAGCUGUUCCAAAAGAUUCCUUGGGGCAAGAUCAACAAGGAGUGGAGAGCCAGUAAGGGUGCGGUUAGCAAUGCCAUC